Pseudomassariella vexata is the source of this 1112-nucleotide messenger RNA. RefSeq lists its product as uncharacterized. The transcript has a single exon. Bases 253 to 726 code for a protein of 157 amino acids. Lineage: Eukaryota; Fungi; Ascomycota; Sordariomycetes; Amphisphaeriales; Pseudomassariaceae. The record is from RefSeq and is a predicted model, not a curated record.
AAAAAGGCUAAACGGGCUAAUGUACGUCAAAGUGAUAUGUAGUGCAAGGAGUGCCUUAUUAUUAAUUCUCGCCUGCCUCCUAACCCUCCUCCCGACGAUUUUGAAGUCGCUGCCCUUAGAGAAGCACUGAAUUACGAAUCGGACGAUAAUGGAUCAAAACAUGGCAUACGGCGAGAAUGGUUUUUGAUCCCUGACCAAUAACCCCUUACUGAAUUCCCUAAGUUCGGAAGACUUCCUCCAGAACUUCGCGACAUGGUCUGGCCAGAAGCCCUCGAACGUCGCCAUUUCCGAUUUAGUGAACUCCACUUCCGGGAUCUCAACAUCCUGCUCAAGAACGAGAAGGAGUUUCCACGACCCCCAGCGAUCCUCUGGGCCUGUCGAGCCUCCAGAAUGGUCACCUUCAAGCAUGGGCAUUGGCAUCAAUUUCUUCAACUUAUAUGGGAGAACCGGCACUUAUGGGUGUACAGAGAUAUGCAAACGCUGUAUGUGCCUCGUCCUGACAAACUCAAUGUUGUCUGGUCUCCUGUUGGGCCUCAGGUUCGAGCUAUUGCGACGGACUUGUAUGAGUGGUUCAACUGGUCGCACCAAGCGACUUCGCGUGCGAAUGAGUUCUUCUUUGAGAUGCGACCGGUUAGGGGGGAUGGGAGAGGGGCUGAGUUUGUACUUGCGCCGGCAGAGAUGCCGUCUGAAGAGCAGUAUUCUGCGGGGGAUGAAUCUACCACAUAGUUACCUGGAACAGAGCAGCCUCCUGCAGAGAUCCUACGAACAGACCAACUAGCACGCACGAAGUUGUUCUUAUUCGUCAUGGCCACGGUGGCGGAUCCCGAAAUGCCGGGGAAGUGGUUAAAGACAGCGGCUACCGAGGUUCUCAGCCUUUGUGACCCCAUGGCCAGGAGGAAGUUGGAAUUUGUUGCUCAAAGAUGCAUAAAUGCUGGCGUUGAGCCGCAACUGCAAGACGGUGCACAGGCGUUCAUCAAAAAACUACAGAACGACUGGAAAUACCGCGAGAAGCGAUUAGUUGAGGAGUACUACCUCCGACCUCCGUGGGCGAGUCUCCGACCUAGAUCUUGAUAAAGACGAUGACAAACUAUACAUUGAUAAACAGCUCCCAG